Messenger RNA from Psammomys obesus (fat sand rat), 690 nucleotides. It is a transcript of the gene Dnajb8, whose product is annotated as DnaJ heat shock protein family (Hsp40) member B8. Gene Ontology annotation, biological process: protein refolding; positive regulation of proteasomal ubiquitin-dependent protein catabolic process. Gene Ontology annotation, molecular function: ATPase activator activity; Hsp70 protein binding. The transcript has a single exon. Bases 1 to 690 code for a protein of 229 amino acids. The record is from RefSeq and is a predicted model, not a curated record. Lineage: Eukaryota; Metazoa; Chordata; Mammalia; Rodentia; Muridae. Gene Ontology annotation, cellular component: cytosol; endoplasmic reticulum membrane.
AUGGCCAACUACUAUGAAGUGCUGGGUGUACAAUCAAGCGCCUCCCCCGAGGACAUUAAGAAGGCCUAUCGAAAGCUAGCUUUGCGUUGGCACCCUGACAAGAAUCCUGACAACAAGGAAGAGGCCGAGAAGAAGUUCAAGCAGGUUUCUGAGGCUUAUGAGGUCUUGUCCGACUCUAAGAAGCGUUCUUUGUACGACCGGGCGGGCUGUGAUGGCUGGAAAGCCGGCGGUGCCAGUGUCCCCCAUAGCAGUCCCUUCGGUGCUGGCUAUGCCUUCCGCAAUCCUGAGGACAUCUUCCGCGAGUUCUUUGGGGGUCUGGACCCUUUCUCCUUCGAUUUCUGGGACACCCCCUUCAAUGACCGCAGCAGGUCCCAUGGUUUACGUGGGACCUUCUCUUCGGGCUUCGGUGAGUUCCCAGCAUUCAUGGAGGCCUUCUCGUCCUUCAACUCCCUGGGCCACGGGGGCGCCAGCCGGGCCACCUUUUCAUCCACUUCGUUUGGUGGCUCCGGUUCGGGCAGCUCAGGGUUCAAGUCAGUGAUGUCAUCCACUGAGAUAGUGAAUGGCCGAAAGGUGACCACCAAGCGCAUUAUUGAGAAUGGCCAAGAGCGUGUGGAGGUGGAGGAGGACGGGAAGCUCCGUUCUGUAACUGUCAAUGGCAAGGAGAAGCUCAUGCGGGUGGACAGCAAGUGA